Papilio machaon (common yellow swallowtail) is the source of this 784-nucleotide messenger RNA. It is a transcript of the gene Pfdn2, whose product is annotated as prefoldin subunit 2. The record is from RefSeq and is a predicted model, not a curated record. Gene Ontology annotation, molecular function: protein folding chaperone. Gene Ontology annotation, cellular component: cytoplasm; prefoldin complex. Gene Ontology annotation, biological process: protein folding. The transcript has 2 exons. Lineage: Eukaryota; Metazoa; Arthropoda; Insecta; Lepidoptera; Papilionidae. The coding region runs from base 131 to 556 and encodes 141 amino acids.
UUAAAUUGUCUCAUUGAUUCACAAAAUAGUUUAAUUUUUCCAUAGUGGUUUGUUUUGUUUCUGAAAUUGUUGAUUUCACUAAGCAUUACAUUUUAACCUAUAAAUCUCGUAGGAUAUAAAUAAAACUAAAAUGGCAAAAAGUAAUAUUAAUAAAGGCAAAGGAAAAAAUGCCGAUGAAAUUUUCAAUGCUUUCCAAACUUUGCGCAACGAACAAAGACAAUUAGCAAAUAAAAUUACUGAAUUAGAGAUGGAUCUGAACGAGCACAAGAUUGUUAUAGAGACAUUACAAGGGGUUGAUAAGUCGCGAAAAUGUUUCCGUAUGGCGGGUGGAGUGCUGAUUGAGAAAACCGUGGGCGAUGUAUUGCCUGUACUCGAAUACAAUAGAGAGCGUUUGCCGCAAGCGAUCGAGGCUUUGAACGAGCAAUUGGCGCGUAAAGGAAAAGAAAUUAACGAAUACAUCGAGACUCACGACAUCCGAGUACACCGAGGCCAUCGGGCGCCCGAGACCGCACCAGAACAAGCUACCAAAUCUAAUGUUCUUGUUGCUAGUGAAUGACCGCCUUAGCUUUCUAAUUACUGAAUAUCUCGUUAAUCAUAGCUUUUAUAUAGUUGUGAAUCAACUGUUUAAACAAUGCCUUUAAUUAUUUAUUGUAGCCGUGAGGCAUACAAGUUACUAGACCUCUGAUGAACAUCAAAAUCAAACUGUUUUCUACAUAUCAACGCUGGAAAGCAUAAACGCUGUAACCCUUGAAAUCGCGAAUAUGUUUUUCACACGUUAAUAAUU